This is a messenger RNA of Pipistrellus nathusii (Nathusius's pipistrelle), 7416 nucleotides long. NCBI's taxonomy places the organism in Eukaryota, Metazoa, Chordata, Mammalia, Chiroptera, Vespertilionidae. The record is from the annotation of a GenBank genome assembly.
AUGGGUGCCGCCGCCGGCCGGAGCGCCCACCCGGGGCCCGCGCCCGCCGGCCGCCCGCUGCGCUCGCUGCUCGCGCUGCAGCUGCUGCUGCUCGUCGGGGCCCCCGGCGCCGCGCGGGCCCAGGGCGCCGACUUCCCCGAGCUGUGCAGCUACACUUGGGAAGCUGUUGACACCAAAAACCAGAUGCUCUACAAGAUCAGCGUCUGCGGGAACGUGGCCAUUCCCGCGUGCGGGGCGUCGAGCGCCGUCUGCAUGCAGAACCUGAAGACGGGCCGCUACCGCUCCGUGGGCGACUCCCUGCUGAAGAGCGCCACCAGGACCCUCCUGGAGUUCAACUCCACCGCGGACUGCGACGGCGGCGGGCGCGCGCGCCACAAGGUGCAGAGCAGCAUCGCCUUCCUCUGCGGCAAGACCCUGGGCACGCCCGAGUUCGUGGCCGCCGCGGACUGUGUGCACUACUUCGAGUGGAGGACCUCCGCCGCCUGCAAGAAGGACACGUUCAAAGCCAAGAAAGAGGUGCCCUGCUAUGCAUUUGAUAGCGAGUUCAAGAAGCACGACCUGAGCCCCCUGAUCAAGCUCAGCGGCGCCUACUUGGUGGAUGACUCGGACCCGGACAUAUCUCUGUUCAUCAACGUUUGCAGAGACAUAGACUCGCUCCGGGGCCCCAGCCCGCAGCUGCGCGCCUGCCCCCCGGGCACCGCCGCCUGCCUGGUGCGCGGGGGCCAGGCCUUCGACGUGGGCCAGCCCAAGGAGGGGCUGAAGCUCGUGAACAAGGACAGGCUGGUCCUGACCUACAGCAAAGAAGAGGGAGUGAGGCCGGACUUCUGUGAGGGCCACAGCCCGGCCGUGACCGUCACCUUCGUCUGCCCGUCGGAGCGCCGCGAGGGCACCCUCCCCAAGCUCACGGCCAAGUCCAACUGCCGCUACGAGGUGGAGUGGGUGACCGAGUACGCCUGCCACCGCGAGUACCUGGAGAGCAGCAACUGCUCCCUGAGCAGCGCCCAGCACGACGUGGCCAUCGACCUGGGGCCGCUGCGGCAGGCCCGGGGCCGGUACACUGCGGAUGGGAAGGAGUACGUUUUUUAUUUGAACGUCUGCGGAGAAGUUGAAGCCGCCCCAAAGGCCUGUAAUGAGAAACAGGCUGCGGUUUGCCAAGCGAAGAAGCCUGAUUUCACUCAAGUCAAAGUGGCAGGAAAAUUCCAGAGCCAGACUCUCCGGUACUCGGACGGAGACCUCACCCUCAUCUACUUCGGCGGCGACGAGUGCAGCUCCGGCUUCCAGCGCAUGAGUGUCAUCAACUUCGAGUGCAACGAGACUGCAGGCAACGGCGGCAGAGGCACGCCCGUGUUCACCGGGGAGCUGGACUGCACCUACUUCUUCACCUGGGACACGAAGCACGCGUGCGUGAAGGAGAAGGAGGACCUCCUGUGCGGCCUCACCAUCGGGAAGCAGCGGUAUGACCUGUCCGCUCUGGCCCGGCACGCAGAACGGGAACGGAACUGGGAGGCCGUGGGUGGCAGCCAGAAGGGCUCCGAGAAGAAGCAAUUCUUCAUCAACAUCUGCCGCCGGCUGCUGCCCGAGGGCCCGGCCCGGGGCUGCCCCGAGGAAGCGGCUGCGUGCGCUGUGGACAAGAACGGAAAGAAGAGUCUGGGCAAAUUUGUGUCUUCUCCCAUUAAAGAGAACGGGAACAUCAUUCUCUCUUACUCCGAUGGCGAUGUCUGUGGUGAUAAGAAGAGAAUAAAAACUGACAUUGUACUUGUGUGCAAGCCAGGGGAGCUGGAGAGCGCCCCGGUGCUGACGGACGCCCGGGAGGACGGCUGCUUCUACGAGUUCGAGUGGCACACGGCCGCCGCCUGCGUGCUGGCGCGCACCGAGGGCGACAACUGCACCGUCUUCGACUCCCAGGCAGGCUUCUCCUACGACCUGUCGCCCCUCACCAAGAAGGACGGCUACAAGGUGGAGACGGCCAAGUACGACUUCUACAUCAACGUGUGCGCGGCGGUGACCGCGGGCGGCUGCCAGCCCGGCGCGGGCGCCUGCCAGGUGGCGAGAAGCGAUGGGAAGGCUUGGAACUUGGGACAGAGCAACGCUAAGCUUUCCUAUUACGAUGGGAUGAUCCAGCUGACCUACAGGGAUGGCACGCCCUACAACAACAACAGACACACCCCCAGGUCCACGCUCAUCACCUUCCUCUGUGACCGGGACGCAGAUGUGGGCGUCCCCGAGUACCAGGAGGAAGAUAACUCGACCUACAACUUCCGCUGGUACACCAGCUACGCCUGCCCCGAGGAGCCGCUGGAGUGCCUGGUGACCGACCCGCUGUCCAUGGAGCAGUACGACCUCUCCAGGCUGGCCAAGGCAGACGAUGGCCCCGAGGGAAACUGGUACGCGCUGGACAGCGCCGGGGCCCACAGCGCGUGGCGCAAGUACUACAUCAACGUGUGCCGGCCCCUGAGCCCCGUGCCGGGCUGCGACCGCUACGCGUCCGCCUGCCAGAUGCGGUACGAGAACAAGCAGGGCGUGUUCUCCGAGGUCGUCUCCAUCAGCAACCUGGGCAUGGCGCGGUUCGGGCCGCUGGUGGAGGAGAGUGGCAGCCUGCUGCUGGAGUACGAGAACGGCUCGGCCUGCACCACCAGCGACGGCGUGCAGACCACCUACACCACCCGCAUCCACCUCGUGUGCUCCAGGGGCAGCCUGAACACCCACCCGAUCUUCUCUCUCAUCUGGGAGUGUGUGGCCACGUUCCUCUGGAACACGGAGGCCGCCUGUCCCAUCCAGAUAACCACGGAAACAGACGAGGCCUGUGCCAUAAGGGACCCGAACAGCGGGUACGUGUUUGACCUGAACCCGCUCAACAGUUCCCAAGGCUACGUGGUCUCCGGCAUUGGGAAGACUUUUGUGUUCAAUGUGUGCGGCCCGAUGCCCGUGUGUGGGACCCUGGACGGAAAGCCGGCCGCCGGCUGUGAGGCGGCGACCCAGACAGCGGAUCUCAACAACCUGAAGCCAGAGCGGCAGGUCGGCCUGGAGAAGAACCUCCAGCUGUCCACGGAGGGCUUCAUGACGCUGACCUACAAGGGCCCCUACUCCGACGCCAAGGCGUCUGGCAGUUCUUUCAUCAUCCGCUUUGUGUGCAACGAUGACGUGUACCCAGGAAUCCCCAAAUUCCUGCACCAGGACAUCGACGCCGGCCUGGGCCUCCGCAGGACCUACAUUGAGUUUGAAACGGCGCUGGCCUGCGUGCCUUCCCCCGUGGACUGCCAGGUCACAGACCCGGCCGGGAACGAGUAUGACCUGAGUGGCCUGAGCAGCGUGCGGAAGCCCUGGGUUGCCGUGGACCCCACGGUGGACGGAGAGAGGAGGACGUUCUACCUGAGCGUGUGCACGCCCCUCCCGUACAUCCCCGGGUGCCGAGGCCAUGCAGUGGGGUCGUGCCUGGUGUCCGAGGAGGACAACUGGAACCUGGGCGUGGUGCAGAUCAGCCCGCAGGCCGCCGGCAACGGGUCCCUGAGCCUCGUCUACGUCAACGGCGACAAGUGCAACGGGAACCAGCGCUAUUCCACCAGGAUAACGCUGGAAUGUGCCCAGACAUCGGGCUCGCCCACGUUCCAGCUGCUGGACGAGUGCGAGUACGUGUUCGUCUGGAGGACGGUGGAAGCCUGCCCGGUGAUCAGAGCGGAAGGAGACAACUGCGAGGUGCGGGACCCCAAGCACGGCCAUCUGUACGACCUGAAGCCGCUCUCGCUGAACGACAGCGUGGUGAACGCCGGGGAGUACACCUACUACUUCCGCGUCUGCGCGAAGCUGGCCGCCGGCGUCUGCUCCACCGACGACAAGUCCAAGGUGAUCUCGUCCUGCCAGGAGAAGCGGGGCCCGCUGGGGUUCCACAAGGUGGCAGGCCUCCUCACGCAGAAGCUGACCUACGAGAACGGGCUGCUGAAGAUGAACCUCACGGGUGGCGACACCUGCCACAAGGUGCACCAGCGCUCCACCACCAUCUUCUUCUACUGCCAUCACAGCACCCAGAAGCCCGUGUUCCUGCAGGAGACCUCCGACUGCUCCUACCUGUUCGAGUGGCGCACCCAGUACGCCUGCCGCCCCUUCGACGUGACCGAGUGCUCCUUCAAAGACGCGGCCGGCAACACCUUCGACCUGUCGCCCCUGUCGCGGUACAGCGACAACUGGGAGGCUGUCACCAGCACCGGGGCCCCCGAGCACUACCUCAUCAACGUCUGCAAGUCGCUGGCCCCGCAGCCCGGCGCCGAGCCCUGCCCGCAGGAGGCGGCCGCGUGUCUGCUGAACGGCUCCAAGCCCGUGAGCCUGGGCCGGGUGCGGGACGGCCCCCAGCAGGAGGGCGGCAUCACCGUCCUCAAGUACGUGGACGGCGACCUGUGUCCUGACAGGAUCCGGAACAAGUCCACCAUCAUCCGGUUCACCUGCAGCGAGAACCAGGUGAACGCCAGGCCCAUGUUCAUCAGCGCCGUGGAGGACUGCGAGUUCACCUUCGCCUGGCCCACGCCGGCCGCCUGCCCCGUGCGGAGCAACGUGCACGGCGACUGCCGCGUCACCAACCCUGCCACCGGGCACCUCUUCGACCUGAACUCUCUGGGCGGCAAAGAGGGACACACGGCCGCCUACAGCGAGAAGGGGCUGGUCUUCCUCAGCAUCUGCGGGGAGAACGAGAACUGCGCCCCCGGCGUCGGGGCCUGCUUCGGGCAGACCAGGAUCAGCGUGGGCAGGGCCAACAAGAGGCUCACCUACGUGGACCAGGUCCUGCAGCUGGUGUACGAGGAGGGCUCGCCCUGCCCGUCCAAGUCUGGCCUGCGCUACAAGAGCGUCAUCAGCUUCGUGUGCAGGCCCGAGGCCGGGCCCACCAACAGGCCCAUGCUCAUCUCGCUGGACAAGCGGACCUGCACGCUCUUCUUCUCCUGGCACACGCCGCUGGCCUGCGAGCAGGCGACGGAGUGCUCUGUGAGGAACGGCAGCUCCAUCAUCGACCUGUCGCCCCUCAUCCACCAAACGGGGGGCUACGAGGCGUACGACGAGAGUGAGGACGAGUCCUCCGACACCAACCCCGACUACUACAUCAACAUCUGCCAGCCGCUGAACCCCAUGCACGGCGUGGCCUGCCCCGCCGGGACCGCCGUGUGCAAGGUGCCCGUGGACGGGGCCCCCAUCGACAUUGGCCGAGUCUCGGGACCCCCGAUACUCAACCCCGUGGCCAACGAGGUCUACUUGAACUUCGAGAGCAGCACCCCAUGCCUGGCCGACAAGCACUUCAACUACACCUCGCUCAUCUCCUUCCACUGCAGGCGGGGCGUGAGCAUGGGGACCCCGGAGCUGCUGCGGGUGAGCGACUGUGACUUCGUGUUUGAGUGGGAGACGCCGCUGGUGUGCCCGGACGAGGUGAGGACGGAGGGCUGCUCCCUGAUGGACGAGCAGCUCGACUACAGCUUCAACCUGUCCAGCCUGUCCAAGAGCACCUUCAAGGUGACUCGGGACUCGCGCACGUACAGCGUGGGCGUGUGCACGGCGGCCGCGGGCCCGGACGAGGGCGGCUGCAGGGACGGCGGCGUCUGCCUGCUCUCGGCGAGCAAGGGCGUGUCCUUCGGGCGGCUGGCGUCCAUGCGGCUGGACUACCGGCACCAGGACGAGGCCGUCAUUCUGAGCUACGCCAACGGAGACACCUGCCCUCCAGAAACCGAGGAUGGCGACCCCUGCGUGUUCCCCUUCACCUUCAACGGCAAGAGCUACGAGGAGUGCGUGCUGGAGAACAGGGUGCGGCUGUGGUGCGCCACCACCGCCAACUACGACCGCGACCGCGAGUGGGGCUUCUGCAGGCGGUCCACCAGCCACCGCACGUCCGCCAUCAUCUUCAAGUGCGACGAGGAGGCCGACAUCGGGCGGCCCCAGGUCUUCAGCGAGACGCGCGGGUGCGAGGUGACGUUCGAGUGGAAAACCAAAGUGGUCUGCCCGCCCAAGAAGAUGGAGUGCAAGUUCAUCCACGGGCACAAGACCUACGACCUGCGGCUGCUGUCCUCCCUCACCGGGGCCUGGUUCUUUGACCAUGAGGGAGCCUCGUACUACAUCAACCUGUGCCAGAAGAUAAACAAGGGGCCGCUGGACUGCUCGGACCGGGCCAGCGUCUGCAGGAAGAGUGCCGCGGGGGACGUGCAGGUGCUGGGGCUGGUGCACACGCAGAAGCUGGACGUCAGCGAUGACAAGAUCACGGUGACGUACUCGAAAGGCGACGUGUGUGGUGAGAACAAGUCCACGUCCACUGUCAUCGAGCUGACCUGCGCGAAGACUGUGGGCAGGCCCGCCUUCCGGAGGUUCGACAUGGACACCUGCACCUACCACUUGAGCUGGGACACGCGUGCGGCCUGCGCCGUGAAGCCCCAGGAGGUGCAGAUGGUGAAUGGCACCAUCACCAACCCCGUCAACGGCAAGAGCGUCAGCCUCGGAGACAUUUACUUUAAGCAGUUCAGUGCCUCUGGGGACAUUCGAACCAACGGGGACAAGUACCUGUAUGAGAUCCAGCUGUCUUCCAUCACAAGCUCCAACAACCCGGUGUGCUAUGGAGCCACCGUCUGCCAAGUUAAAUCCAACGACCAGCACUUCAGCAGGAAAGUGGGAACUGCCGAUAAAACCAAAUACUACAUUCAAGAUGGAGAUCUGGAUGUGGUGUUUUCCUCUACCUCCAAAUGUGGGAAAGAUAAGACAAAGACAGUCUCUUCCACCAUCUUCUUCCACUGUGACCCUCUGGUGACCGAGGGGCUCCCCGAGUUCAACCAUGAGACCGCCGACUGCCAGUACCUCUUCUCCUGGUACACCUCCGCCGUGUGUCCGCUGAGGGCGGGCUUCGACGGCGAGGACGCCGGGGCGGGCGUGCCGGCCCACACGGGGCUGUCGGAGCGGAGUCAGGCGGUGGGCGCGGUGCUCAGCCUGCUGCUGGUGGCGCUCACGGGCUGCCUGCUGACCCUGUUGCUCUACAAAAAGGAAAGGCGGGAAACGGUGCUGAGUAAGCUAACCAGCUGCUGUAGAGGAAGUGCAAACGUGUCCUACAAAUACUCCAAGCAGGUCAACAAGGAGGAGGAGGUGGACGAGAACGAAACGGAGUGGCUGAUGGAGGAGAUCCAGGCGCCGGGCGCGCGGCCUGCCAAGGACGGGCAGGAGAACGGCCACGUCACCACCAAGCCCGUGGAGGCCGCGGCCCUCGCCUCCCUGCACGGGGACGACCAGGACAGCGAGGACGAGGUCCUGACCAUCCCAGAGAGCGGAGACACGCAGACACAGGCACACACAGAGGGAAGCGGACGUGAAGACUCAGGGGAGAGACGGUCCAAUGCCAGCCAAGGCGAGCAGCCUGGAGAGCCCUGCCCUGAGCCGCAGGAGGAGCCCACCCUGCCCGCCCCGUGA